AUGCCCCCCAGCAGCUUGCCGCCUUUCUUCAGGAUGUCGUUGUCCGUACUCACUGCGUUGGGCCUCAUGGCCCAAACCGUGGUGGGGAAGAUGGCCGUCGUCAGAACAUUCGCCACCAGCGACGAGAUUGGUCACCUCACAAAGGCCAACACGGAUUGGGAUGCUACAAUGCCAUGUGCCGACCCGGGCACGACAAGCCAGAUCGACCUGAUCUUGGUGUACAGCAAGGACAUUGGCAUGCACCUACCAGCGAAAGCUGCAGUUGAGGCAUACGAAGCCAGCUUUGCCCAGGGCAAGAGCUGGACCGGAUGCUUCGCAGGCAUCAAGAACAUGUCUGCAAGGCUGGUGGAAGAGGAGGACCAGUACGAUGAGCAAGGCUAUGCCAUGAACAAGCACUGGGUGACAGGCCCCAACAUGGUCUUCAUGCGCAGCAUGGAAGCCUUCUAUACCGGUGACUUCGUGGGCGAGUACAGCACCAUCUUUUGGAUGGAAAUUGAUGCGGUGCCAGUGAUGUCUAACUGGCUAGACAAGUUUCAGGAGGAGGCUGCGGAGAUGCCUGCAAGGAACAUGGCCAUCCGUGGGAGCCUCUACUUCGGGUCAAAUUGGCAAUCCUUCGCGCACAUGAUGCCGGACUACAUCCUGAAACAUAUCAACGGCAACGCAAUUUACAACCUCGACCAUCCGUGGUCGAAGUUCCUUUUCGACCUCAUCAAAGAUUCGGUGAACAGCGAGGCGAUGGAGCAGAUGGCUUUUGACACAGCCUAUGCUGCGAUCAGCGUGGCCGCGAUGACGGGCUCCAACACCAUGCUGGCCCAGGCCUGGGCAGCUCUGAACUGCAGCUCCACAACGUACAGCUCAGAGACCCAGCUUGUGCGGAACUAUGCCAACACCUUGCUCAACAAGAGCCAUGAUGUUGGUGCCUACAUUCGCCAUGGCUCCAUAAACAAUAUCUUCGACAGCCUCUCAGGUGAGGAAGUCACCUUGGGGAUUGCUGCUCUCAGCGAAGAGGAUGACCAUUUCAUGAGCAGCAUCGGGACCAACCACCCCUUCAAGAAGAUCUUGAUGCUGACCUACGACUCCACCACAGGGAACCGGACCAUCCCGGCCCCCGGCGGCGACGUGAUGCUGAGCAUCGAGGCGUCGGAGCAAGGCCCCAUGAUGCACCUCUGCGAGGUGGCAGCGAAAGUCAGCACACCGUGGUUUGCGCUCGCAACGAACUAUCACAUCAUCAAUGCCCCCGUGAGCCUGCUGAUGCACAUGGGCCAGCCGGUCAUACCGUACCUUCUGGCCAGCUCUUCCUACUGCACGGCACGUCCUGAUUGUAAGGCAGCUCUGGAUCAGGCUGAAGAACUCUUUGGCGUCAAGCUGAACUACCACCACGACGUCACCGAGGUCCUCUUCAACACCACGGAGACCGAGUCCUUCUGCGCAGCCUGGACCGUGGCUGCCGCCAACAAGUCGCUGGAAGACUGCCAGCUGGCCUCGGGUCCUUCGGCAGAUGAUUUCGUGGCCUGGAAGAUCAGCAUGGGCAUGAACAUCACCAGCGCGCCCAGGGAGAGGACGCGCUACGGUUGGAGGUCGUGGACCACCUUGUGGGAGCCGGUUCCAGUGGACACACGAAGCUGCGGUGUAUACGGCGACCAGGAGUUUGCCCAGACACUAUCCUACAUCUCCAAUUGCAGCCUAAACGUCGAGAACGCAUCGGGCUGCGAAGCAAAUGGCGGCUGCAAGUGGGAGCCCAUGUUCGAGACAGGAGUGUGUCUGCCGGAUAAACCCGGCUUGAACACAGCUGUGAACAUCACAGUCCCGGUCUACAGCACCAUCGAAGUCACAAUGCCGCUCACUGUGGACGAUGCGGCUGCGAUCCUCAACAAUGCUACCGUGCAGGAUGCCAUGAAGCAAGGCUUCGCAACGGCGAUGGACGUGCCCGUGGAGGAUGUGACACUGGAGAUUCGGCAAGUUCGGCGGCUGAGUGCUCACACGAGGAAGCUUCAGACUCAGCUGCUGGCCAUCUUCUCAGUGGCCCUGCCCGGCAUCGAGGACGCCAUCGCGAAGCAGGUGGAGAUCGAGGCCGUUUCCUUGGAAGCCACCAACCAGGCCAUUGCCAGUGCGAUCGCGAGCGUGGGCUUCUCUGGUGCCGUGGAGGUUACCGGCAAGACGUCCGCGAGAGUUGCGGUUUCGACCACGACGCCGACCACGACAUCGACCACGACGGUUUCAAAUGUCUCAACCACCGAAACCGAUGUCUCAACCACCGAAACCGACGAGACGCCGCCCGGUGAGGAGCUCAGCAAAGGUGGACUGGCCGUUGCUUCGCUGAUGAUCGUGACGGUCUGUUCAUUGUUGGCAAUUGGAUGA
Symbiodinium natans is the source of this 2358-nucleotide messenger RNA. NCBI's taxonomy places the organism in Eukaryota, Dinophyceae, Suessiales, Symbiodiniaceae. The record is from the annotation of a GenBank genome assembly.